Messenger RNA from Staurois parvus, 376 nucleotides. Lineage: Eukaryota; Metazoa; Chordata; Amphibia; Anura; Ranidae. The record is from the annotation of a GenBank genome assembly.
AUGGUCGCAGGUGAGCCGGCUGAGCUGCCACAGCGACAACACAUCGUCCAGCGACGAGGAGGUCAAGCACCUGUGCGCCAUGUCCUUCAGGCCUGUAGAGCAGAGCGAGGGCCUCCGCGCCAAUCCCAGCCCCAUCCUGUUCAGCGCUUCCCCGCCGAAGAGACUACCACCCCUGAGCCGAAACCCCCACCCCCCUGAGCCGGAACCCCGCCUCCCGCCCCAUUCUAUUCACAAGUAUGGGGUCAACGUUCGACCAAGGAAUGCCCUGCAAGAGGCACAGACAAGGCUUUGGAGACAAGUACAGCCGACCCAGCCUGGACCUGGAGAAGAUGCAACAGAAAAUGCUGCUAAAGAAGAAUUGUGGAUCAAAGACUAG